This is a messenger RNA of Trichoderma atroviride IMI 206040, 1797 nucleotides long. RefSeq lists its product as uncharacterized. The record is from RefSeq and is a predicted model, not a curated record. Gene Ontology annotation, biological process: protein localization to vacuole. Lineage: Eukaryota; Fungi; Ascomycota; Sordariomycetes; Hypocreales; Hypocreaceae. Gene Ontology annotation, cellular component: vacuolar membrane.
AUGGCCGACGCAGGCCACGUCCAAGCCAGUUUAAUAUGGUUGGCGUAUGCGGUGGCCAUCUUGCUAUGCCUCGGGGCUGCGAUUAUCACGACAUUCACGUGGCAAACGCCCAUCGAUCGCUCGGCGAUGGUCAGCAUAGUGGCCAUCGUCAGUCUCACAUCUCUUCUCGCGACCGUCUUGCUUCUUCCUGUCGACAUCGCCCUAGUUUCAUCCACAGGGUCUUCAAGCCUAGGCGCCAAGAAAGAUUGGGCCACGCCAAAACGAGUUGCGGAUAUUCUCUUGACUCUCAAGAUUGUGUAUUACUCGCUUUAUAGCUUUGAUGCUCUUCUCUGCCUCUUGGCAAUUCCGUUUGCAUACUUCUGGUAUGAGGAAUACGAUGAGGUUGCUUUCGAAGAGGAGGGCCGCACGUGGAAGGGCCGCUUUUGGGCUGCCACCAAGUAUACCCUAUUCUUCGUUACCCUCACCAUCGUCCUCUUCCUUCUAGGCUUUUUCGUCCCUGCAGCCGGUGGCAAUAAGGGUCAUUGGGAUCUCGAUUACUACAAGGGCCUACUGUCUCAAAAUCAUGGCGAGAAGGCGCUCACUUUUGCUCUUGGUCUUUUGGUAACGCUGGGAACCUUCCUCUAUGUUAUUUACACCAGCGCAGGACUUGCUCUCAUGCCAGUCUCUUUCAUCAAAUCAGCGCCCCCAAUUUCAGCGCCGCAGCUUUCAGCUACCACAGCUUCACAGCUCGAGCAAAAUCGAGAGCGCCAGCGCCAACUUGAGCUGCAUAAUGCAGGCCGCGAAGAUGGCAUGCCACGUAAGGAUAGAAGGGAACUGGAUGCUCUCGUCAGAGAGGAACAGACUCUGGUUCGGCGCGAACGCCUUGCUGCCGAGGCACUAGGUGAAGGAAAGAGUCGAGUAUAUCAGAUUUGGCUCAAACUGUGCGCGCUUGUCAGACCCAUCAAGAUGCUCGGUGGAAUUCUACUCUUGAUUCUCGCAAUUGUGAUCUGGGUAUCCAUGUUUAUCACAGGCAUCGACAAGGCCAAGAACUCGAUCUGCAAGCAGCGUUGUGGUUACAUCCUUGGCGAAGUUCACAUUUUCCAGCCAAUGAAUUGGAUCUUUGUGAAGGCUGCCAAAGCAUUCCCUGUCGAUUACAUCUUGAUGGCUUCACUGGUCCUCAUUCUCUUCAGCAGUUCUAUCUCCGGUAUUGCUGCCGUCGGUAUACGGUUCCUCUGGAUCCGAAUCUUCCAGAUCCGCAGAGGCAGGACAGCCCCGCAGGCCCUUCUCAUUGCGACGGUCAUGCUCUCGCUUAUCACCUUGGCCAUCAAUUAUGCCAUUGCUAUGUUUGUGGCUCCGCAGUAUUCGUUUUACGGAACCCAGACGUUUUGCACAAACGAGCCCGCGUAUCCUGGAGCCCAGCCUAACUGCAAAAACCACCCAGAGUUAAUUCGCCCUUGUUCCGACGCUCUCAAUUACAAGCAUGCCAAAGAUGUGUGCACACCAUCUAUGAUGUCUACCUUUUUAAAUCGUAUUACCAUCACUUGGCCACUUUUCGGUAUCAUUGAUUUCUGGGCACAGUAUGUGUUCAUGGGCAUUUUCCUCAUCGUCUUCAUCACGGCGCUGGUGCGCACUCCCAGAGUAAAUAUGGCUGAGAUUGAUGAGUUUGCCGAGGCGGAUGAAGAAGAAAGCCUUCUUGCUUCGACCAGCCGCCGGUUCGGUGCGACUUGGCAGGACGUCAGGGGACAGCCCGGGCAAUCCGAUAGGAAUUCAAGGAAUGGGCCCGUACUGAUUCGAGGUUCACGACCACAAGGCAAUUAG